AAGUCGCCGCAUUCUAGGUUUAUCACAUACAUUUCAAAAUGGCGGAUUAUUAUUUAGUUUGACAUUUAGACUAGUUCUAAUUUUGAUGUCAUGUUAGUGUUAACCUUUUAAAAUUGAUAACCAAAUGGGUUGACAAAUAAAAAAUGAGCUUUGCUAAACGUAUCUCGUAUGGUCGGUCAGCAACUGUGACUGACAGUGACAGUGCUAUAGCUGAUGAUGAUGAUGACCUGCGUGGAGGAAGAAGGUCAUCGCUUUCAGGCAAAGACAAGUUAAACAGGAACUUGAGUGAAAAGAAACGAAGAGACCAGUUCAAUAUGCUGGUAAAUGAAUUGAGCACUAUGGUGUCGACAACUAACAAGAAAAUGGACAAGUCCACUGUCCUCAAAUCCACUAUAUCAUUCCUGAAGGAUCAUCAAGAAACUGCAAAUCAAGCUCAGGUUCACGAGAUAAAGGAGAAUUGGAAACCUUCAUUCCUUACAAAUGAUGAGUUCAUGCAUCUCAUGUUAGAGGCACUUGACAGCUUUCUACUGGUGUUCACUCAGCAAGGCCUCGUCUUGUAUGCCUCAGAGGGUGUGACAUCUCUGUUAGGACAUUUACCAAGUGACCUGAUAAAUCAGAGUAUCUACGAGUUCAUAGACAAGUCUGAGACAGGCAGCGUACAUAACAUCUUGUACAACCAAAGAGUUUCACCAGCUAAUGACAGCUUUGACAGAGAUGGAAGUCCCAUAUGUUUUGAGUGCAAUCUCCUGCGAGGCAUGAUUGAUCCCCGUAGAACUCCACAGCAGUACGAGAAAGUUCUCAUGCGCGGGAACUGUCGGUAUAUGACAGCUGGUACUGUCAUGGAUGAUCUGGUUGAUUUGCCAAUAGCUUUUAAGCCAGGCCAAGUGUACUUUCUGUGCACUGUGCGUCUGCAGUCCACACAGCUUGUGAGGGAAAUGUCAAUUGUCGAUAGCAACAAAGAAUUCUCAUCUAGACACAGUCUGGAGUGGAAAUUCUUAUUUCUGGAUCAUAGAGCUCCACCCAUAAUUGGGUACCUCCCGUUUGAAGUUCUCGGCACAUCUGGCUACGACUACUACCACCCUGAUGACUUGGACGGAGUCACUAUCAGUCAUGAGCAGUUAAUGAAGACGGGAGAAGGAACAUCGUGUUACUAUCGCUUCUUGACCAAAGGACAACAGUGGAUAUGGCUGAAGUCUCGUUACUUCAUAACAUAUCACCAAUGGAAUUCAAAACCAGAGUUUAUCAACUGCACUAAUACAGUCGUCAGCUAUGCGUCAGUGCGGGCACAGAAGCGCAAGGACCUUGGUUGUGAUGAUGCUACAGCCAGCCAUGAGCCAGUUGCCAAAAUGCAGUUAAUGUCACCAUCGUCAGCUUGCUCUAUAAAUGUUCCAGAUUCCAAUGCUUGCAAUGUAUCUGAUGAUGGUAGUGUGGAGAAGGGGCCCCAGCAGCCUACGUCGACAUCCCAUCAACGCUCACACACUGUCUCACAGCAGCUGCAGAAGUUCUUACACAGGCACAUACAACAGCAGCAGCUGAAGCAGCAACAACAACAGCAGCAGGACUCUGUAGGGAAGUCGAUAUCCAGUCAGGCGACCCAGGCUAUGAGUGCAACUAGUACCACGUUCUCCAGCCAGCACCUGCAGAGGUUCCUGUACAACAAGCCCACAUUACGUGCUGGGGAGAGUCAACAUGCGAGGAUACUGUCUCGGCCCAACAUAUCAACAGCGACUGCACAGUGCAUGGUGCCGUCUGUGAGUAGUACUCCGACAAUGUUGACAGUGCUUUCCAGUCCUGCCACUGAUGUCAGCCCCAUGCCUUCACAACUGGACAUGCUGCCCUCCAAUGUGUACAUGACGCCGGUGCAGAAGCAGCUCCACGAGCAGCUGCAGCGCAAGGCCAGCCAGGUACAGUCCCUGAUCUUCCGUCAGCAGGAGGAGCUCAAGAAGAUACACCAGCAGUUGUUGUUCACCCAGGUACCACAGGUGCCCGCAGCCUUCAAGACUCCUCCCUCUCUCACACCCAACUACAACUCAGAUUCAACAGACAGCCUAGUUGGUAUGCUUGGUAUGGACAGUCAGGAUGCACAGAGUGUACAGAGCCAGUCACCCAACUCACCCCAGCAGGGUGCUAACAACCAGUCCAUGUCUAUAGCGGCUAUGCACAAUGUGUCUGUGAACCAGUCUCAGAUUUUGUCGUUUUCCAUGCUUCCAAAUGAUACAGAUUUCUAUCUCUCAAUAGCAAAUAACUCAGCAGAUCAUUUGUCAAACAACCAGUAGUUGGAAAGGAGGAGACAUAAAUACUGUGUCUUACCUAAACAAAAUGGCUGUGUUGUCAUUCUGUUGGAUCAAGAGAUAGUCCUCACCUAUUUAAAUUUACGUGGAUCGAAGUUGUCAAAGCUAACGAGAUAAGCUUAUAAUUAUGGCCAAGUCAUGACGCUGACUUGGGAACACACUUGGUCAUUCCAACAAUUUGCUCGUGAAGAAAAGGCAUGGAAAGAUCAAUUAGAAGAGUGGUUUCCAGCAACAUGACAAGUGUGUUGUAUUAUCCACCGAUCAGCCACCGAUAUCUCUCUAGGAUCACAAGUAUGACACUGUAAAUAAGUAGUGCUCCAGGGUUGUGCACUGUUUUCAGUUGUGCUUCACCAAUAUACACUGUUAAUUACCAGUGAUAUACAGUUGUUCCCUUUUUGUUAAAAGUACUAUUGCUUUUGCAAGUUUAAAACGAUCAGAAUUUUCCAUGUUUAUCUAUUUGUUUUGUGUUUCAGAAUGUGGUGUUUAUAAAUCACAGGCAUUAGUUAAAUUAAAUAUGCUGUUUUUGAUGUGGAAAGGAGGAAGCCUAUAGAAGUAAACCAGCAAAAAAAUAAAGAUCACAAGCAUUAUAUAAUACAAAUGGUUUCUGUACAAUAUCUAGAGAAUGCUUUAUUUAAGAUUAUAUAUAUUAGUAUACUGGUUAGUUUGAAAGAAAGCAGGCCCUGAUCGAUUCUGAGCUUAAGAAAUCAAAUAUCAAAGUCACAGGGUGUUUGGUAUAAUUAAAAAACUUACUAAUUGCACAUGUUGACAUCAUUGGAGUUCAUGUUUGCAUACAUCUCCUGAUAUAAUUAAAAUUAUGAAAAAAGAUAGUCAAGUAAACAUUUGCCACUUACAUAUCUCAAAUUUCACCUGUACUAAGUUUAUAUAAUAUUUUAAAGAUACCAACUAUUUAUGCUUCUUUGAUCUUCCAAAAUGAAAGGUACAUGAAAUAAAUGUACGAAAUUUGGGUGCUAAAAAAUGUUGUACUAGCAUUUUGUUUGUUGCAUCACAUUGCCAAUCUUGCCACUUUGACAAUGUGUAAAUUAGUUAAAAUGGUUGCUGUGUAGUAUAUUCUAGAGUUAAGAAUUCUUCAAUGUUUAGUAAGGUCUUAUAAUAAUAUCUCUUUCAAAACAAAUGAAGUUUUGCUCUGAAAACUAGAAUUGGUAAAUUAUUUACACUUUUGCUUUAACUUCUUUUAUGCCCCCGGUAGGGUGGCAUAUGGCAGUUGAACUGUCAGUCCGUCUGUCAGUCUGUGCGUCCGCCAGAAAACUUUAAAUUUGGCCAUUACUUUUGCAAUAUUGAAGAUAGCAACUUUAUAUUUGGCAUGCAUGUGUAUCUCAUGGAGCUGCACAUUUUUGAGUGGUGAAAGGUCAAGGUCAUCCUUCAAGGUCAAAUGUCAAAUAUAUGGCCUCAAAGCGGCGCAAUAGGGGGCAUUUUGUUUCUGACAAAUACAUCUCUUGUUCUCUUAUAUUAUGAUGAGUUUAUUUUUCUCAUUUAUUUGUUUAUUUAUUGAUUGGGAAUGUUUUAUGUUAUUCAAAAGCUCCUAAUACUUCUACCAUUAAGAGUUUGCAUGUUAGUGACUUGUUAUGCGUUUUUAAAUAAAUGUCUGUAACUUAUUUUUGAAAACGAUGCAACAAGUUUGAUAAAUGUUGCUUAGUUGUAUGUAUCAUAUUACACUAUAUUGCAAAAUACAAUCCCUAUGUGUAUAUAUUGUACAUUAGCAUUCCACUGUAACUGACAGCAUUCUGAUGCUCAUGCCUUAAAACUUCUUGUUUUUAAGCCCCCAAUGGUACACAUAGUUUUGGCAUUGCCUGUCAGUCUGAGUUUGUGUCCUCACUUUUUAGUUUCCACUCUCGCACUGAUCCUGUUUUCAUCUGAUGGUCAUCAAACCUUCGGAAAACGUUUAUGAGCUCAAAAUGGAGGCCAAUGUAAUAAUUACUACCAGCCAAAUCUGUACAGUCACUUUGGAGUAACAGCUGUCUGUUGAAAAUUUCUUUCUACCCAAUAAAAUUGCCAUAUAUUGAUUGAACUUUUAUAAUAAUUUGUCACAAAUGUAAACCAUUGCAAGAAGAUGUGUAAUGUGUAACACCUUACCUGAAAGUUCGAGCUAUGGUCAAAGGUCACUUUUGGCCAGAAAACAUCUUAAACAUUAAUGCCUCAGCCAAAACAUCGCCAUCUUUUGAUGGAUUUUUAAAUGCUUGGCACAAAUUUAAACUAUAAUAAGACCUUGUUUUGUGUGUAUCUGUUGUUGCCCUACAUUAUAGGUCAAGGUCACACUUUGAGGUCAGAGGUCAAAUUUUGCCACAAAAAAGCUUGUCUGGACUGAUUUUGUCAUUCAUCAUACACAUUUUAAAUAACUUACCAGAAAUUACCACCUUGAUGAAAUGUGAUGUUGCCUGUACACCAGCUCAUACUUAAAAGUCAAUAUCAAAUUUGGCCAUAAAACAGUGUUUAUUUGACGAAGGUUUGAUGUGUGGGUAACCAUAUCAUAUGGACACAAUUCUUUCGCAAACUCACUCUGAUAGUGCUAUGGUAAGAGCUGUAGGGAAAUAGUGUUAUAAAUGUCCGUGUUUUUGUUUGUUUUAGCGUGUGACUUUGGGAUUUUGAAAUAAAUAGUGGCAAUAUCAUCAUCUCAAGACCACAUGUCACAUGCAACUACCAGUGUGGUAGCUUCAAGAUAAAGGUCACGAAGGAAACUUUUAGGUCGUGCAUGUAAGUUGUAUGACCUAUAUCUUUGUCCUGCAUAAUGAGAUUUUGAAACAAAUCUACACUAAUAAUCAAUAUAUCUGGACGAUGUGUUGCAUUCAAGUGUAAGGUAAAGGUCACAGGGGACUCUUGAAGUCAUGCAUAGAACAUGUUUAUUUAUUGAUAGUUGAUGAUCAUAUGAUUAGUUCUAUUUCUUAAUUAUCUUUGGCAAAAUUCAUCAUUUAAAGAUGAGCUUUCUGAAAGGUCUACAUCAAAUAUGUGAAAUAGGCUUAAUGUGUUACAGCAUUUUUAAAGGACUGGUAUAUAUAUUCUGUAUUAUCCAUUCACACAAUGUGUGGCAAAUGACAAUCGUUUUCUUAACCCUUUACCACUUAGAUAUGUAUUUUGAUGCAUUCGUGGUCCCACAUAAAGUUCAAUUUAAUUAAAGACCUUUCUUACUAGAUUCAAGUUUUAAAGUUUUCAUUUACAACCCAUAGAUACUGAUGAGUAGCAAACAGCAUAAAACCUGAACAGACUGCGAGUCACUCACAGGCUGUUCUGGUUUUAUGCUGUUUGCACAUAGCCAUUUUUACUUCGCUUCUGAGUGGGAAAGGGUUAACAGUGAAAUAUAGCUGGAAAUCUGUGUUCUUGGGUCACAUUUUAGUGUUGAUUCUGGCAAAAAAUAACAUUCCUAGUCAUUCCAAGUUUGUAAAUACUGAUGAUACUGUUGCCAAGUAUUUUUAAUAUUCUUUACACAGGCUUCAAAGCUAUAAUUAAUUAUUUACAUAUAAUUAUAAGCAGGUUCUUAAUGAAAAAUUGUGCAGGAAAGAUUAUCACUGUUUAGGGUGUAUAGAUUAUUUGUAUAUUAGACAUUUCAAAAUAUGUUGUUUAUAAGCAGGUUCUUAGUUGAAACAUUGUAUAUAAAAGUUACACUGUUUAAUGUGUAUAUGUUGUUUACGUAACUUGUUGUUGUUUUUAGAUGUAUAUUUUAUCAAUAGUUGAUUGUAAUUAUGUUGUUAUUUUUAAUAAGGGCAACCCAGAAUUUACAUUUAUCAUUUUAUCUUGCAGCUUUAUAUCUUCAAAGUAAAGGUUCUUAUAUUAUCUUGUUGGUUCUUACAGGUAAAUAAAAACUCACAAUAACAUGUUCUUUAAAGCUGUAUACAAUUUACAUUCAAUUAAAGCAUGUCUGAUUUUCAUUCACCUUUUAUUUGUAGGAAUUUUGAAAGUCUGUUGUAUAACAAUUGAUUACAAAACUCCACGUGGUGAGUGAAGUGUUCAUAUAGUAGCUAUCAUCUCAGUUUUGAUCAUAUACUGGCCAUGCUCUGUGAAGAGGGGGUUUAAUACAUGUGCAUAAAGUGUCGUCCCAGAUUAGCCUGUGCAGUCAGCACAGGCUAAUCAGGGAGGACACUCUCCGCCUUAAAUAGAUUUUUGCUAAGAAGAGACUUUCUUUUAAACAGAAAUUAUCAUACAAGUGGAAAGUUGGAAAUGUUUUCUUUUUCUUUCUGCAAAGGCACAUUAAAAUGAGAUCGAUUUCAGUUCUCUUUCAAGUUGUGACUUAUUCUGGACCGAGUGUGAGGUUGUGCUAGCCUUCAACUCGGUUUAAAGUUCCAAUAUUUUGCAUCGAUAAUCCCAUUGUGUCAUUUUAUUUACACAAUUUAUGUUCUGUUCAAAAGAAGAAGAUAAAAAAGAAUUUUUCUGUUGAUAGAGUUUCUAGAGUUUCAUUGUUUGCUAUAUUAAAUAGGUUCAUUCUAAAUAAUCCGUUUAUACUGUUUGAUAUAGAAUAUGGCCAGUUUUCUCAGUCUGUCUUUCUAGUGUUGUUGCUUUACAUUAAUUACAUCUAGUUCAUUUUCUGGUUCCCAAUUGUGAACCCAACUUACACUGCAUGUAGUUAUAUGACUACGAUAUAUAUUAUUGAUGAUUGUUUGAAUACGUCAAAUAUGUAGUAUGUUUUUUGUGAUCAUGCUCACUUCAUGACUUGUACAUAAAAAAGCAUGCGGCAAUGUCCUGUUGAUUUUAUGCCAAAAAAUGUUAAUAAAGCCAAAUAGUUUA
Dreissena polymorpha is the source of this 7022-nucleotide messenger RNA. Its product is annotated as circadian locomoter output cycles protein kaput-like. Gene Ontology annotation, molecular function: RNA polymerase II cis-regulatory region sequence-specific DNA binding; protein dimerization activity; DNA-binding transcription factor activity, RNA polymerase II-specific. Gene Ontology annotation, biological process: regulation of transcription by RNA polymerase II; circadian regulation of gene expression. The transcript is spliced from 15 exons. Gene Ontology annotation, cellular component: nucleus; CLOCK-BMAL transcription complex; cytoplasm. Lineage: Eukaryota; Metazoa; Mollusca; Bivalvia; Myida; Dreissenidae. The record is from RefSeq and is a predicted model, not a curated record. The coding region runs from base 144 to 2276 and encodes 710 amino acids.